CUGUAGUGCGCGCCUGGCUGACUCUUCCGUCCACACUGACGCUUUUGGGCAGGAGAAGAGCGGGUUGUCAGGGGCCGGGAAGUUGUCCGCGGGUCAUGCACUGCACGCAAGUCAGGGCGCGGGGAGCAACUAGGCUGUCUCUUGUAGCCUUCAUCUUUUACAUUUCGUUUUCCUCCUCUCUUCGAGUGGCGGAAGACGGAGGGCGCCGCACGGUUUCGUCGUCAGCUCUAUAACGUCGAAACCUCGUCCACUUCUCUCGGUCUGCCCCGCCCCACUGCUACUCUUUCUCCCAACACAUCUCCAUCGCUUCGGGUCUCGGGGGGACACGGGUUGCAACUGCACGCAGCUUUGCUGUACCAUCUUCCUUCCUUGAGGUAGGCCUUCCUCAAGACUUUGUAUCGGGCCCCUUCAUCUGCCGCUAAGUGAGCUUCAAGCACACAUUCGCGAUGGGGCUCACUAUUUCUAAACUGUUCCACAAGCUCUUUCAGAAGAAGGAGAUGCGUAUCUUGAUGGUUGGUCUGGAUGCGGCCGGUAAGACGACGAUUUUGUACAAGCUCAAACUUGGUGAAAUUGUCACCACCAUUCCUACGAUAGGUUUCAACGUUGAAACAGUGGAGUACAAGAACAUCAGCUUCACUGUGUGGGACGUCGGGGGUCAAGAUAAGAUCCGUCCCCUGUGGAGGCACUAUUUCCAGAAUACGCAAGGACUCAUUUUCGUUGUCGACAGCAACGACAGGGAUCGUAUUGUCGAGGCCCGUGACGAGCUUCAACGCAUGUUGAACGAGGACGAGCUGCGCGAUGCCGUACUCUUGGUGUUCGCAAACAAACAGGAUCUGCCAAAUGCUAUGAAUGCUGCCGAAAUAACAGACAAGCUCGGACUUCAUUCCCUUCGACAGCGCCACUGGUACAUUCAGAGCACUUGUGCCACCUCUGGAGAAGGGUUGUACGAGGGACUUGACUGGCUGUCCAGCAACAUUGCAAAUAAGGGUUAAGAAGCGGCGUUGUGGAGGUGCGGCAUUGUCGAGGGAAUUGGUUUCGGUUGUGGAAGUAGGGGUCGGGACGAUCACCAGAGGACUGAUGGUGGCUCUGCAAUUGGAAGAGGGGUAAAAGUAGUUUGUCGGUCAGUCUAUCACAGUGGGGGCUGCAAUAGGAGACGAGUGGUGGUGGAAACGGGAGGGGGGUGGUCGGACGCCCGGAUGGGGAGUGGGAGAGCAGGGAGAGAAGUGCAGCUACGGCUCCCAGUUAGGACGAAAUUUUUGUUUAUUCGUGGCUGGCGGGAAAUGUGCGUCUUCCUUGAGCUGCCGUCGGGGGAAAGAGCAUGAUUACGCGUCGUGCCUUGCGCUGGUUAGCUCUGUGGUGAGUUGUCCCCGCCGGUCCUUGGUUGUAGGAUUGCCUUGUAGGAUGAUGGGGUUGAUAUCCUCGAUACCUCGGAGAGGAUGAUAAUUCAGGGGAAAUGGAAGAGACGAAGGACGAGGAGGAGGAUGUGUGGUUAAUGCGAAAGAGUGAGUGCUACUGCUGCCGCUGCUGUUUUUCUUUUGCUCGGGUCCCUUGAUGGUAUUGCCUGUGUGGAGGUAGGUUCAUUUAGGGAUAAUGGAGAUGUUUUGUUUUUUUUGUUUGUGAAAGGGUGAGGAGGGGAGUUCGGUGGGGAAGGGAGGCGGGCCGGGCGAGAUGAUGUCGAUGCAGAUUAUGAAUGGACGGAGGAAGGAGGGGGGGGUGGAGGGGGCGAAUGGAGGGGUGACGGCGAGAACGGGGGGGCAGGAGAGGAGGGGGUAAUGCCCAUUCAUUGGACUCAACGUGCAAAGUAAUCAAAUCGCCGUUUCAUAUUUUGCAAUAAGAUUUUUGCCGAUGAAAGGCCGUGGAUGGUGCGUUUUUCCUUUGUAGGAGGGAAUGCCUCGACUUCGUUUCGUAUUGGGAUAUUUAGCCGUCGAGAGUACGAGAUGUUUGAUGAGGAAGUGGCGAUGAGGUUCGGUUUUACCUUUUCUGCUUCUCUUCCCUCGAUCCAUUGAAAGCUCGUGGCAUUUAUUUCAUCCAACAAGGCGGUGCGAGAUAGUCUUAGAGGCCAAUGUAGUUUAAGUUGGAUGUUUGGGAACGUGUGGAAAUCAGGUAAUUUCCUUUUUGUUCAUGUUCUUGCCCUCUUGAGGCACAGGCGUUAAGCCACUGCCUAUCUCAUCUGGAAACCAUUCUCCGCUCUAUCUAAUCUUUAAUUGUCUAAUUUUCGGAGGAAUUUCCAAUCACUGCAAACCUUUGUUUUCGUCUCUGUGCUUAUGUCAUGUACCUCGUUCCUCUGGUCCCGAAAGCCUUGCUCCGUCUGCGUGCGGCUCCAGAAAGCCUUGCUGUCUGGGAGUCGUUGAAUGGAAACGAGGGUCAUAUAUGUUGCGUGAUUCUGUUGUCUUUUUUGAGAAGUUGAUAAAUGGCCUCGUCUCGU
This is a messenger RNA of Chara braunii, 2425 nucleotides long. Lineage: Eukaryota; Viridiplantae; Streptophyta; Charophyceae; Charales; Characeae. The record is from the annotation of a GenBank genome assembly.